Enterobius vermicularis (human pinworm) is the source of this 3981-nucleotide messenger RNA. NCBI's taxonomy places the organism in Eukaryota, Metazoa, Nematoda, Chromadorea, Rhabditida, Oxyuridae. The record is from the annotation of a GenBank genome assembly.
AUGACUCCUGAAGAACGACGGUACCCAACAGGCUUUUGUAAGGCAACUCCCGAAUCACUUGCAGAUGAUCAUUUAACAAAAGGCAACAAUUUACGGUAUCGUGGGAAGACUUCUGAAGCUGUAGUGAAAUACUGCCUCGGGCUUAGCAUUGAGUACAAAAAUUCAGCCUUACUCAAUGCACUGAAUGAUUGCAUUGAUGAGGACAAGUCCAUGUCGUCGUUGAGCGAUAAACUUCACCAAACUCUUCAGACGGCACAAACUUCAAGUUCCGGUCAUCUAGUUUCAGAAAUUUUGAACAUAAUCGGAAAUUAUUUUUUUGAACAGCAUCUAACUUCGGAAGCGAUAACGAUACUGAAGGCCGCUAUGCAGAUUGACUGUGGUCAUUCAGAAGCAAAAUGCGACGCAGCUGUCAUCCUUUCAGAAGCCUUCUAUGCAACCAAUAAGUUUGAUAAAACUUCUAAAAGUUUGAACGACCAGUUUCAGCUAACUGAACAUUUUGGCAACGAUCGAUCAAAAAUCAUGGCCCAUGAACGAAUUGGUGACAUAGCUCUCCGUAAUGGCCAAAUUUUUUUCGCCGUACAACACAUUAAAGAAGCUUGCUCGUUAGAAGUCACUUCACUGUGCGAAACAUUGAUAGAUGCAUUGAUGCAACUGGGCGACUACGAUGAAGCUGAAACUGCAUUUGAAACUUAUAAAACGGAUACCACAUCCAGUCUGUUGGCGUUGGCAAAAAUUAAGAUGGCUAAGCAAAACCCUAAAGCUGCACUGGAACAUUGUAAUGAAUAUUUGAAACGAGUAGAAACGUUCGAUGAGCAGGUUCCUGCAAUAAUCAUUAAAUGCAGAUGCUACUUGAUGCUGAAUAAUGCAAGUGCUGCAGUUGUGCUGUUAGAUUCGGCCAUAAAAAGAUGCUCAUUUGAUUCAGUCGUUUUAGUUUCGGCUGCUCUAUUUUUGGGAGUUUUAAGUGAAUGUUACUUAGCCCUUAAUCAGUACAGAAAAGCCCGCAAAUGGGCGAAGGUACAGCUGAAAAUUGCAAUUUCAUUAAAAUCACAGCACUUGGAAGCUGAGGCUCUGAGACAUUUGGCAGUCAUCUAUCACGUUGUUAAAGAUUUUUCAAAUGAGUUAAUUUUACUGAAACGUUACGAUCAACUGAUCCAUGGAGAGAAAAUUGAUGUUAGAAUAGAAAACAAACUAGCUGUGGCUAAGCUUUACGAUAGAUUUGGGAAAACUGAAGAUGCCGAUAAAUGGCUUAAAGAACGUUUGUUUCUUGCUGAGCAAACCGGAAGUAUAGCACUGCAAAUUGAUGCCCACUCUGAUCUUACUAAAUUUUAUCGGAAUCUCAAAAAUGCGAAAAAACAAUACGAACAUUUGCUUAUUGAGGAAGAAUUCUGUAAAAAUUGUUGUUCGAGUUCAAGGAAAGCCUUUGUGCUGGAAGAUCGUGCUGAUUACGAGAUGGACUGUCAAGCAUACGAAGAAGCCGCCCUACUGUACGAGCAAUGUUUGAUGCUGUCACAAGAACAAGAAAACAUGAAACAAGAGGCGGCGAUUUGUACAAAGCUAGGUGAUCUGCAUUCACUGGUUUUCGAAGAGGCUGAAGCACUCCGUUACUAUCAACAAGCAUUAGUUGUUUCACAGCAGCUUGCAGAUCCUAAAUCCAUGAUGGAAAUAUACGCUAAAAUUGCAGAGUUGCAUAAGCGGACAAACUCGACAUCCCUAUAUUUGUCGACACUAAGGUACUAUGUGACGUUAGCUGGAUUCUUAGACGAUUUGACUGCAAAACUGGAUGCGUUGAUAAAAAUUGGAAAAACACUGCUCAAGCUAAACGAAUAUGCAAAAGCCAGAAAAGUGUUUGAAAAAUCUUUAGUGCUUGCCAAGCAAGGAAGUAGCGGCCGUGAUGUGGCAUUAUUGUAUGGUCAUAUCGCAAACUGCUACUUAAAAUUGGGAAAACGAAAAAAGGCAUUAAUGAACUUUUGCCGUCAACUUCCUUACCUGGGGGAGAUUAAUGACGUUCAAGGUCAGUGCGAGAUCCUUGGCCAUUUAAUUGAAGAAAAAUGCGCUAAACGAAGUGCUGGAUGGGCGCUUCGUUUAUGUAACGCUAGAAUCGCCCUAUCGAAACGCGGCUCCGAGCAAUUACAACUGACAGUUCUGAAAGAGUCGGCUGCUGCGGCAAUGCAGUUGAAUCGCACUGGAGAUGCCAUUACGUUCUUGGAAAAGGCUCUUAUUCUAAGCAACGAAAUACAGUGUAGCGAUAAUCGAGAAAUACUCGAACUCCUCGGAGAUGUGUACUGUCGUUGUGGUCUAAUCAAUAAAGCUCUACUUAUGCUAACCGGUUAUCUGAACGUUUGUCUAGACCAAAAAGAACAGUGUAAAUGUAUGCUUCUGAUAGCUCACCUAUGGCUUCAUGACGAUGAGCCAGAAAUUGCAAAAAAGUAUUUGGAUGCCGCGCAAGAAAAACUGCUAUCACAAGUUUCCUCUGCUGACUGUCAGGAACUCUGGAAAAGACUUACGUAUGCGUUAGCAGCCUGCUACUUUUCGAUGCAAGAUUACGAACAGUCCUUGAUUUACUUGAAGAAAUUCAAAUUUAUUACAAUGGCAUCAAAUUCUUCGCUGGUUGAUGAGACUGAAGAAGCUUCCUACCAAGCUGCUUUCUCAGAAACACUGCAAGCCCAAAUAACUAUUCUUGAAUGCUGUACAGAAAGCUGUACUCCGUCUGCUGUUAUCAAUGCAGUCUCAGAUAUUAUCCAAAAAGACGAAAGCAAAAAUAUUCAUCAACUUUUGGACGCAUCUUGUUUGUAUGAUUGGGUUGUCGACGAUAGUCUUGUGAACAAAUGGGGAAAAAUUCACCAACUUAUGGCAGGCAAUAAGCCUGCUGAUGCUCUAUCACUAAUACGGCUAGAUAAUCGAAAGCAUUUGGACCUUCUAACCAUUGUAGAUAAAGCAAUAUAGCAGUAUUUCUGGGCAAUCCAUAGUCUAUCGCAAAAAUAUAACUCAACUAAAUAUACCGUUGAGAAUUUGGAGAAGAAAGUUCUUACCCUGCCGCAAACAGCAAUAUACGAAUUUCGUAUGGGAAAAUUUGGUAUUACUUGGAAAAUUGAAGAGAGUGGUGUCGUCAGCAUGUACGUCCAGUAUCAUCAAAACUCAUUGACACCGUUACCAGUACUGUAUUCUAGGCUGCUAAACAAAAUAAUCACAAGAAGUCAUCUGAAAUUAAUCACUGAGAAUGAUGAACUGUUAGCCGACGCAGAGCUGCUCUUUAAUGUGAGUCGGUCAGGGACGAAAUACAGUCAUGAAAUGUCAUUUUUUGGGCCGCGUAGACCGUCAAAACAGUCUCCUUUGCAAUCGCUAUUAGUCUCCGGUUUUACUAGUGCCUGUUUAAGCCAAUUAAAUUGCUACUACGAGACAGCUGAGGAGGAUAUGCUCGAUAAACUUCAGUCGGCUUCUGUGGCUAUUUUUAACUGUCCACAGUUGUUGAUCAAUGGACCGCAGUUAGAGAAUACUUGUCUACGAACAGAUGUGAUAAUCCUCCUAAACUGUGAAAGCGAGCGAUUAAUCGUCAGUUUUCUACUGGCUGGUGUCGGCUGCGUACUUAGCUUUCAGAAUACCCCACCAGAAAACCUAUUCAAAUUCGUUAAACAGUUACUAAGUAGUCGAGAUGUGUCAAAGUGCGUAGAAAUGUUUUUUGAAGGGGAUAUCAGGAUCUAUGGUAAUCGUCAUCAGCAGAUUACAGUUUCUGAUACUUUGGAGAUCGAACAUAUCUUGCCAGGAUCAACUAGUUAUAUUUAUCAAACUUUAAAAGAUCAAAGGGAAACGGUUGAAGAGCCAAACAACGCCGACCUUGAAAUCCAGCAGUUAAUAAGAUCUUUUGAGAUAAGGAAAUCCAGGAUCCGACGUAGGAAGAAAAAAAGGGACGGGCUUGUUUCACAAAAUUACCUGUCUGAAGAGGAAGGUAAAAAUCUGUCUUUGUCUGUUUGGCUGACAACUUAA